Molecule: messenger RNA, 4176 nt
Organism: Mizuhopecten yessoensis (Yesso scallop)
Lineage: Eukaryota; Metazoa; Mollusca; Bivalvia; Pectinida; Pectinidae
Product: neuronal acetylcholine receptor subunit beta-3-like
Exons: 3
Coding region: 317-1567 (416 amino acids)
Biological process (GO): nervous system process; monoatomic ion transmembrane transport; chemical synaptic transmission
Cellular component (GO): neuron projection; membrane; synapse
Molecular function (GO): transmembrane signaling receptor activity; neurotransmitter receptor activity; extracellular ligand-gated monoatomic ion channel activity
Source: RefSeq, a predicted model, not a curated record
UCACAAACGUAAACAAUGUAAACAUUCCACUUCGUUCAUUACCUAUUGUACACAGUAGUCGAAGAUAACACGGCAGUUCCGGGUUGGAAACGGUCAAAUUGUCAUUACGACUGAGCAGAGGUAUGGGGUCCAAUACGGGAAACCAAGUGGAAAAUUACAAAAUCCUUUUCCACGGAAGCGAUAUAAACCAAACCUGUUCGAGAGCAUCUUUGAGCAGAGAAGAUCAAUUUUCAGAGGGACAUAAUAGGGGAAAUUGUGGAACACAAAAGGAAGAAUAAAGUUGUAUUGAUUGCUGCUGUGUAGUGUAUUGUCUGGUAUGACAUCAAAGGGAAUCAUGAUUGUCACGUUAUUACUGGCGUUAAUGAUAAGUGCCACUACCUCAUCACCAACAUCACAAGACGUGAAAGAUGUCUACAGUCAUAUAUUCAAUGGCUACGACAAACGGGUUCGACCUGUUUGGAAUCAGAGUGACGUCGUAUCUGUGACGCUGAGUUUCAAAUUAAAUUCGAUUAACGAAUUUGAUGAAAAGUCGCAGAAACUUGUAUUAUCAGGUUGGUUCGAUGCAAGUUGGUCGGACGAAUCGCAGACUUGGAACAUGUCGGAUUUUGGUGAUGUGCCACAUGUAUAUGUAGACGGAAAUUCGAUAUGGCUACCACAAAUUGCCCUUGCAAACACAUUUGGGCGAGUAAACAUUCUUUCACAGUUGGCUUCAAGCGCUGCGAUUAGCGCCAAUGGUGAAGUUGAAUGGUUUCCAGGGGAUAGUUUUGUCGUGACUUGUGAAGUUGAUAUCACGUAUUACCCCUUUGACACACAACACUGUUCAUUGGUUUUCGAAAUUUGGGAUGCCCCUACGUCCGAAGUGAUAUUACAGACAUCAUCAGAACCAGUUGACGUCAAUUUUUUCGAAGAAAAUGGAGAAUGGACAUUGACAAAAGUUGAGGUUGGUAUUCCGAAAAUCGACGAUGAGGUUUCAUCCAUAACUUAUCUCCUCCAUCUACAGCGGAGGCCUAAAUUCGUCGUGUUGACAACAAUUGCCCCAGUACUCCUGCUGGCGUUUUUGAACGUCUGCGUGUUUCUUAUCCCUUUGUCUUCGGGAGAAAAGAAUUCGUUCUGUGUGACCGUGUACCUAUCGUACGCUGUGUUUCUGGGAACAAUCAGCUCUGAACUGCCGCACAAUUCCAAAAACGCGUCGUACUUGACCAUAUAUUUACUCACACUGCUUGUCUUCAGUGUAACCAUCUUCCUGGUAACUGUCAUACAAGUGCGACUUUUUAUUGAAUAUGGCGACACCCCGGUACCGGCAUCGGUUGCCAAAAUGUUUGGUUACUGUACACUUGGAAACCGUUCUAAAGUUAAGUAUUCUGACAAAAAAGAUCCGGAUGAUGUGAAAGACAACAGAGUGCAAGCAUUGAUAGAAGACCCCGAAUUAAAACAAACAAACGAGAAUCGUUUUUGUGUAAAAGACCUACUGCCGAGACUUGAUGUUCCUCUGUUUUGUUUGUUCCUGGCCAUAUUGUGUGUGAUAACGUUUGUUAUGGGUGACCUGGCCUUUUCGCGAUCUUUAUGAAAGAUUAAAGCUAUUGCAGCAGUGUCCAACCCUUUCCCCCGGUAUGAUACUAUGGUAUGGUUUUACAGCUAUAUGACUUUUGUUAAGACACCAAACCCCCUGCAAACAAACAACGUUAAUAGCAUGUCUCCAUUGGCACACGUCUCAUUAUGACAAUAGCAGUUGUGAGGUCGUUAAAUUAUAAAUAAGACACAAAAAAAAGUUAGUGAUAACUUGAUUAUGACAUGUUGAAUGAUGUUGAGCAAUAUGUUUUGUAUUGGAUAUGUAGGUAAACACCGAUUACAUCAGAAGACCAUUAUGUAAAACUAGGGUCAUCCGUUUUAAAGAAAUCGUCUAAAAAAUGAUUAAAUCAAGUAGAUUUAAAGGGAAUCCAUCUACAGGAAAAGCCGAUACAAGCCCUCUGAUCAGAAGUACUUAAAGUUCCAACAAUUACAGAUAAUAAACUAUGGUUUGGAAUAAUGUAUAAAAUUGAAGGUAAGUUACAUGUAAUAUUUUUUCAGUAUGUAACCAAUUCUGAAAUAUUCUGACAAAAUUCAACUAUGUUUGUUUUGUAUACUUAUAAAUGGUUUAUUAAUAUAAGCAUGGUAUUAUUACAAUUUUUUUUAAAAUUUAAAUUAGUGCUUACCACAUUUGCUUUUUACUAUAGGCAUAUAUGAAGAAUAAAAAUAAACAAUGUGUACAUUUUACUGGUUAAUAGUUACUAGUAUUUCGAGAUCACUCUCCUCCCCUGCUGGUUCGGGUAAAGAAUUGGCCACUACAUAUCGUAAUAGGUGACUAAUGUAGGGCCCCCUGGAAAAUCCGGGGCUUUCCCUGUCUCCUCCACUAAGGGGACAUUGAAGAAACCCCAAUUGAUCUGCCCCCUCGUAACAUUUGGGAUUUUUAUGUGUUCUUUACUUCCUGAAAAUCUUUUUGUUUUCUAGCUUGACAAUACUUGUAUUCCCUGCUUUAUAUUCAACAUUUAGCUCCAUUGCAACAACUGCAACAAACCGUUGUCAGUAUAAUGUGACCGUGUGGAUUACUGCUGUGCUGUGUGCAUUCGACAUGGUAUUUUAGUGAAGUAGCAUUCUUAAGUCGUUCAUCAGAUCCGCGCUAUCGUAAGGAGGCAAAUACACCAACAUACCCUGCUUCCAGUACACAUACACACAUGCAAUCAUACAUGACACACAUGGAUGCAUGUCAGUAAAUGACCUUAGCUGUUAAUCGGACGUUAAACCAAUUAAAACCAAACCAGUCAUUACUCCCUCUCCUGAUUUCUCCAGUUUGACAGCUGGUAGCACUAACAGUCCAUAUACACCAGCACUAUGUGUAUACCAGUCAACACAUAUCCAGAAUAAGAGGCAUGUCGCGGGAUUGUACAUGCCAGAAAGCUUACCCAAUACAUACAUGCAUCCAAACAUAUGGUUGUAUCUAUAUAUCUCAGAACACAGACAGAGUUAAGAUCCUGACUGUGGUGAUUAUAUUACAUAUCAUAUUUUGAUACAAGUUUGAAUCCAAAUUUAGAUGUAGAUUUAAUUGGAUGUUAUAAGCUGUAUAUGAGUCAUAAUAGAUGUUUUAAUGGCGAGCACUUCAUUGAAGAUCAGUAUCUAUUCUCGCAGCAUCUAGCUGGAUAUUUUCAGAGAUUUGAUUCAUUCUGAUUAAAAUAUUCAACACAACACUAGCAUACUCGAGAGUCGAACACAGAUAUGAUUUGUGUUUUAUUUCUAGAUCUUUUCUAUCAAGUUUGUAUUUAAUAAUUGUUUUUAAAUAUAUAGAGCAAUAAAGGCAACGUCGGUGAAGUGAACCAACUGCGGCCUCGUUUUAGUUAAAUAUAUGUAAUUUCAAACAAUAAAACUAUGUCGGCUGAAUACUAAAUAGCCUAUGAAGAACAUUCGAAAGCACCCCAGUAAUUCACCCAUCGCCAACCUUUUUAACUAUAUUCAAAAACAAAACACACUACAGUAAAAUAUUCAAUUGAAUCAUUUUUAAGGGUUAUAGCAAGGCCGUCUCAUUUCGAUGCAGAAUUUAAAAUACAUGAAUUUACGAAAUGCAUAAAAUACAUGUAUGAGGAGUCUUUAUUGCAUUUGAUUUUCUAUUUAACUGAUUUUAAAGGCCGGGAUUCGUUAUCCAGGCAAACCACUGGCUACCUAAUUUCUACACAAAAUUUAUGUGACAGGUCAGCAGACAAACUCAGUUUGUUUGAGAAGAGGUCCUGCUCUGUACAGUUAUGUGCAACAUGAUAUGUCUCAUGAUAAAUGUGAAUUGACUGUGUGUGUUUACAUUUACAAGCUGUGGAAAACAAAAACAAUUAACAAUCACUAUCGUUCAGAAUUAUAAUUUUGGUUUUAAUAAGGUAAACAUUGUUUUUUAUUGAAUGAUACUAUUCCACAAACUCCAUUCUAUUCUAUGAUUUGUAUUUCGAGUUUGGAGUUUAUAUAUCAUUCAUUGUUUCUGGUAGUGGAUUUAUUUGUUUUUUGUUUCAACAGCAAUAUUAUAUGCUAUUAGAUAAAAAUGAUAUAAAUACCUGAUAUUAUUUCACUAAAAGUUUAAUAUGAAUAUUGUAUAGAAAUAAAAUAAGACAUUAUUAUAAUAUUCAUAUCAUGCUGCAUGAAAACUUUGUAUGUAAGCUUUGU